AAAGAUCAUGCAGCAUUGUAGUAAAAUUGCCAGUUUGGCAAUGCAGUGUAGUUUUACAACAAAUUCUACGUGGCUGCACAGUCAAGACAAAACCAUCUCGGACAAAAUACCUUCCGUUAUUUUUAUGAAGCGAACAACACCCACCCCGUUAAAACCCCUCCCGUUAAAUUUUCAAGGUAGACCUAACCACGCCCGUUGAAUUAUCAAAAUAUCUCCGUCUUUAUUCCAAGUAGAACAAAACCCAUCUCGUUAGUUAUAGAAGUAUAUUGGACAUAAUCGCACGAUAUAACUUGCUUUUGUAAAUAUCAUUUCUUCACACAAGAAAACUAAAAAUGGUUACUUUAAUCUUUUUAUCAUAAUUAUGGCUAUUAAAAAUAUUACUAAUAAUAUAUUUUACAAGCAUCUCUACAGCACUGCAGAGAUCGCCGGAAGGGGUUUUGUCCGCCUUGAAAUAUCAGCUGGAGUGGUUUUGUACAACUUGAAAUUUAAACGGGAGGGGUUUUGUCCUAACAUUUCGAAGUUCAUCUUCCUUCUAAAAUUACUUGCGUUUGGAUAGGGGUCCUGAAUUGGUGCUUUACACCUGGCAUGCACGCAGCUUUUUUCAAAACAGACAAAAAAGAAAGAAGUAAAUAAAUUAAUGACAUGAAAAAUAGAAUAAAAUAAAAUAAGGGAAGAAAUCGCCGCAAUGAUAGUUUUCAUCAUUUCUGCGUUAUCUGUACACACAGGCGAAAAUAAUCAUGACACGUGUAUCAUGCUGGCCUUGGACAGGUGAGUACACAGUUACUACAUCUCGGUCACCAUGGUAACGCUAUAGGUAUUCUCAUAAUCUGAUGCAGUGUUAAUUCACACAAUAUGUCUACACGCUUAUAAGCCAUGUGGCUGUCAUGAUAACAUACACUAGACAAAGGUAAAAUCGAGAAAAAUAGAUUUGGACGGAUUUUACAAAUUUUUUUGACCGCUUCUCGUAGACAUGGAAGAUGUAACUGAAACCGAAAAGGAAAUUAUUGCCAUUACAGCAAAGAUAGAAGUCGAGAAAUCUGAAGAAAAUUUUGUCAAUCGAUCCAAACUAUUUUAUUCAGCUCAGCUCUAUCGUCAGGCACUUGAUGAUGCGAAAAGUGCGUUGAAAAUUAACCCGAAGUCCAUCGACGGGCUUGUAGCCGCUGGAAAAGCAUCGCUGAAGCUUCAGAAUUUCCUUGAAAGUUACGAGUUCUACAAGGAAGGUUUAGCCUUAGAUCCUAAGAAUUCAGAAAUUGCCGAAGACUUACGAAACCUUCAGACUAUACUGCUCUCCGAUUAUGAAAACGACAGAGAACUUUCAGAGAGAUCUUAUAACGCGGUUGAACUUUGCUCUCAAGACGUGUACCCUGGUGACGAUGAACUCUUUAAACUGGAGGUAGAAAUUCUCGCUAAGAAACACAAAACUGACGCGACAAAAUGUAUUGCUCCAGCACAGGUUGAUAUGAAGACACGAAAAGAUGCGGCCACCAUUGCUGUUAUGGCCUAUAACGCACUUGAGGACGGGCGGCUCCAAGAGGCUCUCGAGUGUAUACAGGUGGCGCUGCGCAAAGAUAGCACCAACGCUCGUAUGAUCCAAAUACGUGCCGAGAUUUUCCGUGAUCUUGGUGAAGAUGAGAAGGCUCUUCAAGACGUGAUGAGUAUUCCGAAACCACACAGAGUAGCCGAUGUAUGGAAACUGGGAGGUAAAAUAUUGGCAAAGCUGUCUCUGCCCAUACUAGCGGAGUUCUGGUUCAGGAAAGCAACGGCACUUAUUCCACAAAAAGAGAAAAGUAAGGACCUGGAGGCACCAAUCUUGUUCCAGAAAGUUCGAGUCAAGAGGAUCUAUGGACCAUUAACAAUAGAUUUCCCAGUGAAGGUGGACUUCACAAAUUACGGGAGAGCAGUGUACGCGACAGAUACGCUAGAACCAGGUGAAGAUGCAUUUGACGAUUUACCCGUCGUGGUUGGCCAGUUACUAACCUGCCUCGACCUCCCCGGCUGCGACCACUGCGGGAACUCGCUUAUAACUCAACGCGAUUACUUUGGUGAUCAAUGGAAGACACUUCCUUCACACCUGCGCGCCUUCGUGGACCAACACUGGCCGGAAGUGACGCCGCUCUAUUGUAGAUUCUGCAGGCGAGAAAAGUACUGUAGCGCCACCUGUCAAGCAGAGGCAUGGGAACGGUACCACCAAAUUAUCUGUCCAUCAGUGAACCCCGUUAGUACCGAGUUGUACGACAUCAUUGACAACAAAGGGCAGGCAAAGAACGAAAGGGGCGUGUUACAGGACGUAUGGGCGGGUCAUUAUAGUCCCAUAAUUCUGAUCAAAAUAUGGGCCUCCAUAAUUGCGGAAGCUAAACGACAGAUGAAACAAGCUGGGUUGUCGCAGCCAAGUACGGAAAACUGGGCCCAUGCAAAGAUGCCAUUCCGCAAGUUCAUUUCCUUCGGUCGAGAAUCCGCGGUAAAACGUAUGCCAGAGAUUUUCAAACUGGUUCAGAGAUUAUUCGCUGACUGUGGGGAUGGAGUCAAGUAUCCAAUCAGCGAGGAGGAAUUUGAGGCACGUUAUUUCCAAGCCACGUGCAACCUGCAAGCGUUCAGCUCCUCGAUAACACCAAAACAUAAAUUCAUGGAGAAAUUGCCAACAAUUGAGGAUUUACGUUCUUUGCAGAUUUUGAAAUUUCUCGAGGAAAAACCACCAAUGGUUUUGUUUGCAGGAAUGUUCCCGCUACAUGCAUGUUUAAAUCACGCGUGUGACAAUAAUGUUGAAGUUAUGGACGGGUUCGUAGAGGGUAAACCCGCCGUGCACGUGCGCGUUAAAAAGCAUAUUAAACCGGGUGAGGAAUUGUUUACAACAUACAUAGACACAUCUAUGCCGAAAAGAUUACGAAGGGCGUGGUUAUACAAAUCAUUUAACUUCUGGUGUCUCUGCAAACGGUGUCAAUUCGAAGGUGACGAUAAUACUUCGUGCACUCAGUGCAAAAAGGCCGCUCCCGAGGGAAAGAAGUUCCCCGGAUGUAGUAAAUGCAAGAAAGCAUGGUAUUGUUCUACAAAAUGUCAGAAAGAGGCUUGGGUGAAAGGUCACAAAGAUAUUUGUGCCUUGCUUCAUUCCAUUGUGCAAAUGCAAGCUGCUGAGAACUGAUUUCAAUUCUAGUCUGGCAAAUGUCAGUGUGUCUGUGUACAAGUAGCUGUUCGUAUUUUGGGUUACAGUUUUCACAAGUGUAAGAAGGUGUGAAUGUAUCUAUUUCUUGUAGGAGUGCACAUGCUUAAUAAUUAAUUUUAGACAUUACUACUAUAGUUUUUCUCCUUGGAAAAGCAUUGGACAAAAUAAAAAAUAUAUAUGUAUCACUUUUUUUCAUAUUAUUAUCUAGUUGCGAAGUUAGGAAAGUCUAUGUUUUAAACAUAGAAAAUUUAGGUAAAUUUCCACAACCUUGUCUCUGAAUAAUGGAUUCUGUAGUUAUUUAUAUAGUUCUAUUUAAAUUGUUCUAACUUAUUUACAAUGCCUUACCAUACAAAUGUAUUAUUUGUGAUAUAUAAAUUUGCUAAAUGAUUAAUAAAUAAAUGGUGAAUCAAGGAC
This is a messenger RNA of Mercenaria mercenaria, 3571 nucleotides long. RefSeq lists its product as uncharacterized. Lineage: Eukaryota; Metazoa; Mollusca; Bivalvia; Venerida; Veneridae. Gene Ontology annotation, molecular function: protein binding. The record is from RefSeq and is a predicted model, not a curated record. The transcript has 5 exons. The coding region runs from base 971 to 3136 and encodes 721 amino acids.